ACAGAUGCAGAUGCAGAUACAUUGUUGUUGUUGCUGUCGAAUUGGCACGAGACCAGCGAGGCGACAAUCACGCGGCUCAUGUGUCACGUGACACGCUGACAGAUGCAGCUGCAUCUAUAACUGCAUCCAUAUCUGUAUCUGCAUCUGUAUCUGCAUCUGUAUCUGCAUCUGUAUCUAUGGCUGCAAUUGCAUUGGUGCUCGUGGCUCUCGCUGCAGCUGCCUUUGUGGGUGUACUCAUAGCCCAUUCAUGAGACACUCACACACACACAGAGUGCACUUUUAUGUGUGUGUGUGUGUGUGUGUUUGUGUGUGCUUUAUCUGGCAAAGCUGUAAAUAUUCGCGAGAUUUACAACGCCAGCAACGACUCCGGACUCCGAUUCGCACUCGGACUGGGUCUGGGACUGGGACUCGUACUCGUACUCGGCCGCGUAUCUUUUCGCCUGAAUCGGCAUCGAGUGUUUUGUUAGCUGGCAUCGCAGCAGCGCAUCGAGCCCGUCGAGGCUGUGGCAGAGGCAUUCGACAGACGCACGACAACUCGGCUCGGCCAUAACGCAUCCGCAUUAACGCAAUCGCCACAGCUAAUCCAGCCCGGCUCGGUACACACACACACACACACACACAGACACACAGAUAUACACAGAUCUAUAUUGAAGAUACGCGACAUUUAAUAUAAAUACAAAAGCAAAGCCAAAGUCAAGAGUUCGCGCUGUGCUGCUACCCAUUGUUGCCACUUCGCCUGUCAACGUAACUCACAAUUGAAUUGUUCCUUUGUCUACUCCAGCACCGCCCUUUCCUGCACCUCCGCCGUCUCCACCUUCAGCUCGGCUUCAGCAGCCGCUUCCGAUUUCGUUUGCAGCUCGCAUAAUUGGCAUACGCUCGAGGUCAGCUCCAAUUCCAACUCCAACUCCAACUCCGACUCCAACUUCGACUUCAACAUCAACGUCAACGCCGCCGUUUGUUGUUAGCCGCCAGCGCGGGCAGGCAACCUUCUGGGUACAUCCCGUGCUUGGGCACCCGAUUGCCCCAUCUAACAUAAAUAUCAUCGCAGCUCGAGAUGCUGGUGCCGCCGGAUAUGAUGGCCGCCCAGACGCGCAUGAUUUACCAGCUGAAUCGCUUCUGCGCCGAGCGCGUCCAAGCGCGCAUCUUCAAGACGGCGACGGCCAUCCGUGAGAUCUGCAAGAUUGUCCAGGACAUACUCAAGGAGGUGGAGCUGCAGGAGCCCCGCUUCAUAUCCAGCCUGGUCGAGUGCAAUGGCAGAUUCGAGGGCGUCGAGGUGAUCUCACCGAAUGAGUUCGAGAUCGUGCUCUACCUCAACCAGAUGGGCGUCUUCAACUUUGUGGACGACGGCACUCUGCCCGGCUGUGCGGUGCUGAAGCUGAGCGACGGACGCAAACGCUCCAUGUCACUGUGGGUGGAGUUCAUCACAGCGUCCGGCUAUCUGUCGUCGCGGAAGAUACGCGCACGGUUCCAGACGCUGGUGGCGCAGGCGUGCGAUAAGAGCAUCUACCGGGACAUGGUCAAGAUGAUGGGCGAUACGACAGAGGUGAAGCUGCGCAUCCGGGAACGUUUCGUGGUGCAAAUAACGCCGGCUUUCAAGUGCUCCGGCAUCUGGCCGAGAUCGGCGGCCCAUUGGCCCAUGCCGCACAUACCCUGGCCGCAUCCCAACAUCGUGGCCGAAGUGAAGACGGAGGGGUUCGAUCUGCUCUCCAAGGAGAGCAUCGUCAUGCAGAACAAGAACAACAAUGCGGCCAGCAUGGAGGGCGAUGCCUGGGUGCUCAGCUUUUUCGAGGCCGAGAAUCGCCUGCUGCAAGGUGGCUGCCGUCGUCGCUGCUUGAGCAUACUGAAGACGCUGCGUGACCGGCACUUGGAGCUGCCCGGCAAUCCGAUCAGCGCCUAUCAUCUGAAGAAUCUGCUGCUCUACGAGUGCGAGAAGCAUCCGCGUGACUUUGAGUGGGACGAGGGCUGCAUUGCGGACCGUUUGAAUGGGAUAUUCCUGCAGCUAAUCUCCUGCCUGCAGUACCGUCGCUGUCCGCACUACUUUCUGCCCAGCCUCGAUAUGUUCAAGGGCAAAUCCCCCAGCGCCCUGGAGCAGGCCGCCAAGCAGGUCUGGCGUUUGACUCGUGAGAUGCUCACCAAUGCGAAUGCCUUUGAGAAGUUGUAAGCGCAAACGUGAGAAAGAGAGGAGAGAGAGAGAGAGAGAGAGAGAGAGAGCGUGCAAUUGUAUGUAUGUGUGUGAUCGUAUGUGUGUGUAUGAUUCAAGGUGCUAAAUUUUCAUUGUCACAGCGCAGCGAUUGCGCUGAUCUGAUAAGCGAAAUGCCAACACUGGCAGCCAUUUUGUGCCAUGCGUGUGCCUCCUUGUAUGUGUGUGAAAAUGUGCGCAUAGCUGCAAAAACAACAACAAUAGCAGGCGGCGAAACCCGAAGUGUUAAUGCAAAGAUGCGAGAUAAGCCGCACAUUGCCCACUCCUCAAUCCAAAUUCGCUGCCUCUGCCGCUGCCGCUGCCGCUGCUGCUGCUGCUGCUGUCAUUCCCGUUGCACGCCUGACUGCGCUUAGCCGGCGAAUAUUGUUUUUAAUAACUCGCCGCUGUUCGCAUGCUUCGCCCAAUGGCCAAACACAAUGGCAGCAACAACAACUGCAGCGAAACAACAAAGCAAGACAAAACGUAACACAAACAGUUACACCAACAACAACAACAACAGCAGCAGCAGCAGCAGCAAGAGUGAAAAGGAGAUACAACAACGAAACAUAAAAAAAAGAGCAUUUGUCGGCUUCGCUUUGCAAGUGAGCUCAAGUGUGAGGCGAAUCCGUUCUCAUUAUCGAAAUUGAGUGCUCACUCUCUUAAGUACUCGAAAUACCAAUACAUGCAAGACAGCUGUAUGCGAACAAAAAGCAGAAACAACAACUACGACAAACGAAUACUUCAAUUACACGUAUGUACAUAUACAUAUACAAAGUAUUGCCAUGUAUUUACUCCGGAUUUAGAUGUCAAGAUAUUUGUUGGACUUAAAAAACAAACCAAAAUUUUUUGGACAAUACACAUACUAUAUACAUAGAUA
This is a messenger RNA of Drosophila navojoa, 3056 nucleotides long. RefSeq names its product protein mab-21-like. The record is from RefSeq and is a predicted model, not a curated record. Lineage: Eukaryota; Metazoa; Arthropoda; Insecta; Diptera; Drosophilidae.